AUGCAGGCCGCCAACGGCAGUAUCACCUUCACCCACCCGGAAACAGCGUGUCGAGUCAUCUUCUGGAACCCCAACGACGUCACGAGCGAGAGGCCAUUUCGCCCACCAUGGGUGUGGCAUAAACACAAUGCAUGCAGGUGCCGGGAUCAUAUACUCUUCCCCUGCCUUCCUCGGAGUCGGCAUCGUAUGGAGACCCAAGUUCGAGAGCAAGUACAGCCCAACCUAGAGGUCUCACCGGGCGACCAUUGGGAUGACGUGGAUGAGUGGAAAUGGAGCAUCGCGGCGACGCCAGAGGCUCUGACGCUGAAGGACCUCCGAUUUGAGGCCUGGCGGCAGACUAUCAUGCAUCUUGCUGCAUAUCGGUCUGGAAUGGGCAUGCCUCUGGUCCCGAAGGAUAGCAGGAUCGAUGUGGAUGCGUACGUGGAUCGUGGAGAGGUCAAGUGGCUAGUGUUUGAUCUACCGAGAGAGGGUGACCACAUGAUGCAGAGGAAUGAUUUGGUCAACACUUAUGCGAACCAGGGCGUCGCCUACCCGCGGGUCCCGGGUUCGGGCCCGGCGGACCCCGUCCCAGAGCCAGCGACAACCAGGGUCGGAUGCACCUUUGCAUUUCACCUUAAAAUCCGAAGCCCGACAACUCCAUUCUUUGCCGCGCUAUCCAAGCUCCCGGGAAUGGCUCCAUCCAAGAAGGUUGACAGCUCCCGUGGCCGUGCCGGCCGAGAAAAGCUAGAGCAACAGCCAAUGGAAGAUUCAACCAGCAGGCGGAGAAAGACACAAACCCACCCCAAAAACACCCACCCAAGUCCAGCAAGAAAAGUCACCCAUGGUACGAUAGCUCCCAAUAGCCGGACUGGGCGAAUCAUCCGCCGAGAGAACGACCACGAAGUUCUCCAGCGUAGGAAGUCAUUCCUCCGUUUGACUUUAGGUUUCGGCGUGAUCUUCUUCUUAGCCUUUAACUCGGCUGAAUCCAACAUCCUGCACCAUCUUGUCUUCCCAUCGUACAAGCUCGAGGGAGAUUCAGGCGCACCGCAAUACGGGAAAGGGCCCUGGGAUAUCGUCUUCGUAGGGUUUUACACGGCACUGCUCUGUUUCCUGCGUGAGUUAGCCAUGCAAGAGCUGUUGCUGCCACUGGCUCGUAGAUGUGGUAUCCGCCAACGAGGCAAGCAGAUGCGUUUCAUGGAACAGAUGCAUGCAGCCCUGUAUACUGCAUUCGUCGGUCCCUUCGGACUCUAUUGCAUGAGUAAAACGCCAGUCUGGUAUUUCAACACCCGGGGCAUGUAUGAGUCUUAUCCGCACCAAACACACGAAGCCAGUGUCAAAUUCUAUUACUUGUUCCAGGCGGCAUUUUGGGCUCAUCAGGUCGUCGUCAUGCUACUCGGGGUAGAGAAGAGACGGAAGGACUUCAAGGAGCUUGUGAUUCAUCAUAUUGUAACAGUUGGCCUGAUCAGUCUGAGCUACCGGUUUCACUUCACGUACAUAGGCAUUGCUGUCUAUGUGACACACGAUAUCAGUGACUUCUUUCUUGCAAUACUAAAGUCCUUGAAUUAUGCCCAAAGCUCCCUGCAGGGCGUCUCAUUUGCCAUAUGCGUACUGGUAUGGACCUAUACGCGCCACCACAUAAAUCUGCGAAUUCUAUACUCUCUCGUCACCGAGUUUCGCACUGUGGGACCCUACGAACUCAAUUGGGGUUUGGAGCAGUUUAAAUGCCCGCUUGCUCUUGCCAUCGCGUUUACGCUGUUAGCUGUGCUGCAAGCACUUAAUCUGUUUUGGCUGUACUGCCUGAUGCGCAGUGCUUACCGCUUUGUCUUCCGAGGCAUUGCCAAAGAUGAUCGGUCUGAGGAUGAAGAACCAACGCCCGAAGUUCUCAUAGCUGAUGGACGGGCACUUUGA
Messenger RNA from Neoarthrinium moseri, 1887 nucleotides. RefSeq lists its product as uncharacterized. Gene Ontology annotation, biological process: ceramide biosynthetic process. Gene Ontology annotation, cellular component: membrane. The coding region runs from base 1 to 1887 and encodes 628 amino acids. The transcript is spliced from 4 exons. Gene Ontology annotation, molecular function: sphingosine N-acyltransferase activity. Lineage: Eukaryota; Fungi; Ascomycota; Sordariomycetes; Amphisphaeriales; Apiosporaceae. The record is from RefSeq and is a predicted model, not a curated record.